AUGUCAGGGCGCAACAAGCCCUUGACCGACAUCCUGCGGUUGACUCCCAUACCCCUCGGCUUUAAAGGGCCCUCCAACAUCGCCACGUAUGUUGGAGAGACAGACCAUUUUGAAUGGGUCCAAAAGUUUGAAGCAGCAAUGACGCUGCAUGGCGAAAUGGACCUCCUUAUGUGCAGAACUUUCCCUACGCUUCUGGGAGGGAGAGCGCUGACAUGGUACACUACCCUACCAACUGGAAGCAUCGCGUCCUGGGAUGACUUAGCAAGCAAGUUCCAGUCCCACUUCGCAACCAGCCGCCCCGUGCCAAAGUUCGUUCACUCACUCGAGAAAAUCCGCCAUCAAUUUGGGGAGUCUCUUCGAUCAUUUCUAGACCGCUUUGACAAAGAAGCCCUACAGGUGCAAGGCUUAGAUCCAAAGGUGCAGGUUCAUAUACUCCUUUCAGGCUUGCGAGCGGGGCCAUUUGCCUACGAGCUAGCACGCCACGAAAUUACUGAAUUAGAAGAAGUUAGGAAAGUGGCCCAAGAGUAUAUGAGAGUUGAAGAAUACAAGGGAAGUGAUGAUGCCUACAGCCAAGAGAAGGCAACCAACAAAAAUGAGAGCCCAGCAGAAGAUAGUAAGAAAUGA
Molecule: messenger RNA, 624 nt
Organism: Gastrolobium bilobum
Lineage: Eukaryota; Viridiplantae; Streptophyta; Magnoliopsida; Fabales; Fabaceae
Exons: 1
Coding region: 1-624 (207 amino acids)
Source: RefSeq, a predicted model, not a curated record